CGAGCGCAGCGGAGCGGAGGACCGGGGCCAGACAGCGGCUCCUCCCGGAACAAGUGAACACGAGCCCCGCAGCUCCUCAGUGCACAAGUCCCCCUCUCAGCUCCACUCCUCCUCCACCUCCUCCUCUACCUCUCCCUUUAUCUCCCUCCCUCUUUCUCUUUUUUUGGGGGGUUUAAUUCUCCCGGAGCCAUCGCGGUGGCAGUUCACUCCACAUCCGGGCCACGGUGCGUUCACUCCAUUAUUGUCCAAAAGUGGCGGAGUGCUCCAUCAAACCUGUCCCCCCACCCCCCCUGCAUCUGAAGACACGCGACGCGGGACUGGAGGCCGGGACCCGGAGGACAUGUCUAACCAAGGAGUGCGGCGGAACGGCCCGGUGAAGCUGCGACUAACAGUCCUCUGCGCCAAAAACCUGGUGAAGAAGGAUUUCUUCCGCCUCCCUGAUCCCUUCGCCAAAGUGGUCGUGGACGGCUCGGGGCAAUGCCACUCGACGGACACCGUGAGGAACACGCUUGACCCCAAGUGGAACCAACACUACGACCUAUACAUCGGGAAAUCAGACUCCAUCACCAUCAGUGUGUGGAACCACAAGAAGAUCCACAAGAAGCAAGGGGCUGGGUUCCUGGGAUGUGUCCGUCUUCUGUCCAACGCCAUCAACCGCCUUAAAGACACCGGCUAGCAAAGAACCACACAGCAAGGUCAAGUGUACUUCCUCCACACUCAGACAGGUGUCAGCACGUGGCACGACCCCCGGGUACCCAGAGAUCUGAGCAAUGUGAACUGUGAGGAGCUGGGUCCUUUACCUCCAGGAUGGGAGAUCCGCAACACGGCCACCGGGAGAGUUUACUUUGUCGACCACAAUAACAGAACCACGCAGUUCACAGACCCACGCCUCUCCGCCAACCUGCACCUCGUCCUAAAUCCAAGUCCUAAUGGUUGUCGAGGAGGCAUCGAAAGUCAGAUUGUCAGUCGUCAGAACCAGUUGAAGGAGCAGGCCCAGCAGGCUCUGGUGUCCCCCGCUCAACUCCCAGAGGAGGCCGAGUGCCUCACGGUGCCCAAGUACAAGAGGGACCUUGUUCAGAAGCUCAAGAUCCUCCGUCAGGAACUGUCCCAGCAGCAGCCUCAGGCGGGCCACUGCCGCAUCGAGGUGUCCCGUGAGGAGAUCUUUGAGGAAUCGUAUCGACAGGUGAUGAAGAUGCGGCCCAAGGACUUGUGGAAGAGGCUAAUGGUGAAGUUCAGAGGAGAAGAAGGUCUCGACUAUGGAGGAGUGGCCCGGGAGUGGCUCUACCUGCUGUCACACGAGAUGCUGAACCCGUACUACGGCCUGUUCCAGUACUCCCGUGAUGACAUCUACACACUGCAGAUAAACCCAGACUCCGCUGUCAACCCCGAACAUCUGUCCUACUUCCACUUCGUGGGCCGUAUCAUGGGAAUGGCCGUGUUCCAUGGCCACUACAUAGACGGAGGCUUCACUCUGCCCUUCUACAAGCAGCUGCUGGGGAAACCCAUCACCCUGGAUGACAUGGAGUCUGUUGACCCCGACCUGCACAACAGCCUCGUCUGGAUCCUGGACAAUGACAUCACAGGUGUGCUGGACCACACCUUCUGCGUAGAGCACAACGCUUACGGCGAGAUGAUCCAGCAUGAGCUCAAGCCCAACGGUAAGAGUCUCCCCGUCAGCCAGGACACCAAGAAGGAGUACGUCCGGCUCUACGUCAACUGGCGUUUCCUGCGAGGCAUCGAGGCGCAGUUCCUGGCUCUGCAGAAGGGCUUCAACGAGGUCAUCCCGCAGCACCUGCUCAAGGCCUUCGACGAGAAGGAGCUCGAGCUGAUUGUCUGUGGCCUGGGCAAAAUCGACAUCCACGACUGGAAGUCCAACACGCGGCUCAAACACUGCACCUCGGACACCAACAUCGUGAAGUGGUUCUGGAAAGCUGUGGAGACGUUCGACGAGGAGCGGCGAGCUCGGCUGCUGCAGUUUGUCACCGGCUCCUCUCGAGUUCCUCUGCAGGGCUUCAAGGCCCUUCAAGGUGCUGCUGGUCCACGGCUCUUCACCAUCCACCAGAUUGAUGCCAGCGCCAACAACCUUCCCAAAGCCCACACCUGUUUCAACCGGAUCGACAUUCCUCCAUACGAGCACUACGACAAACUGUACGACAAGCUGCUCACUGCCAUCGAGGAGACGUGCGGCUUCGCUGUGGAGUGAGUCCCCGAAGAAGACGGUGCUCUCAAAGGACAUGGAGCUACACGGUUUGGCCACGAUCCCCCCCCCCCCCCCCCCCCUUUCGCCUGCCCCCUUCCUCCAGCAAAUCAAUCCAGCUCCUUCGGGGGGGUCAUCCACGGUUGCUUUCCCCCCCCAGGGACACACACACCUCCCGGGCACAUGAGGCCAAGCUACUGGAGGGUGGGACGUGAGGACCAGGAAGUGUCACCUGACUGUUGGUUCGAAACCCUCCAGCUCUUCUUCUGUCUCUUUUUUAUCGUGGAUCUCUUCAGCUGCUAAUAACUCGAGACUAUUAACUAACUGUGGAACCUGCAAAGAUUUGCCGGAUCUUCCCUUUUUUUUAUUUCUAAGUUCAUUUUAGCAUUUAAAAAAAAUAAAUAUAGACUGUAUCUAUGUAGCCUUGCUCCAUUUUUACCAAGCGGAACACAAGCUCUCCGGAACAACACUAACAAGACUGGUUUGUUUCCAGAGCGUACAGGGUUAUUAAUGGUUCCCACAGCCACGUGGAAACACUGCAUUUGGACGUGGAGUGUGCACGACUCGGGCUGAUCACGCUGGGACAACAUGGACGACAAGGCAAAGAGUGGAGACUGAAUUAGUUCAUCUGUUUACAACCUUCUCCAAAGACAGCGGCUGGGACCUGAGCUCCCGAGACGCUGCCCGACAACAAGCGCUGCUUUCCCACAAACACGACUUCACACGUCUGGACACUAGUUCUGUUUGGAGAAUGAAUAAAUGAAUGCGUAGCUUGAAUUUUGUUAUUUUUAUAUAACAGGGAAAAAAUUGAAAAAGAAAAACAAUAAAUUUCUAUAUAAUAUAUAUAAUUUAUUGUUGUUAUAUUUCAGAAACCCCCCCUUGUUAAAUUAUAGAAGGCAAGUUGUGAAAACAGAACUAAGCUUGACUGAAGUUCACUAAAGAACUCUUGAAUCAAUGUCCCCUGAGUGCCAUAAACAUGUUGAGUGAAUGAAUCUUUACAAAUAUUCAGCACGCCCUUUAAUAUUCUACUGAUUUCAUCCUGGAGCUACUCAUGGCAUCGUGUUGUUUCCCCUUUUACCCUUUUAUUUAGUUUGUCACUUUUUCUAUAAACGUCACGAGCAUGAAAUCUACCUUUUUCAAAUGUGUCCAGAGUCCGUCACAGGCUAGUUUGCGUUGUCAUAGAUAAAAAAAACAAGAAAACAAAACUACUACCUUUGAGCCAUGCGGUGCUAAAGAGCGUUUAGUCUUGUAUCGGCGACUUCUACUCACUGACCCACUACUGCUUCAAGUGCACGGUUCACCACUCGUGUCUGAACCCGUUUGUGGCCACGAAGCCUCAGAGAAGUCGAGGGCUCCACCGGGCCGAGUCCUCAGGAGACGUCAUCAGACUAGAAACCCAGUUCUGACCGGUUGUCUUGAUUUCCUGAACGUCCCGGGGGUUCGAGGACUCGCCACCACCUGCACCGCUUGUCCACUGUUGCAUGUCUCCGAAUGUGCUUUGGGUUUGAAAGUAAACCUGAAUGAGAUGAACUCCUGCAGUGUCUUUUUUUUCUAGAGAAAGUGUGUGUGUGUGUGUGUGUAUGGGUGGGGGGGGGUUGUUUUCCAUGAUUAAAAAGGAAAAAUUCUUGAAUGUUUUCAGAAGAUGCUGCCUGUCUAGCCAUCUCUACGACCGUGGACUGUUCUGAACGAUUGCAUACACUAGAAGAAGAAAUCAAGAGAUAAAAGAGAAAGAUGAACGAACUGUUAAGUUUUCAUUCUUUUUGUAGACGAGUGUAUGCAAAGUGAAAAGUGUCCUCAGCUGGUGCUUUGUACAGUAAUAAGAUAUUGUUCAUAAACUGUAUGUGGAUCAAACAACCUGUAAUUUAUCUUUAACUUAAGUAGAAAAAAAUGAUUUUUGGUUUUUAACUGAAAAGAGGAAAUUGCACACAAACCGAAUGAGGUCACCAGGUGUGUGUGUGUGUUUUGAGUGGUGAGGUCUGCACCAGAUAUUCAUUCACCUUCCUGAGUCCAGUGCACAAGCUCCGAUGGUUCGAUCCCACACGACACGACCCGGCAUCGACCCGCCGACACCGCCUCUCGCUGAAGAACUGAACUUUUAUUAUUAAAAAGUCAAAAGUGCGGAGACGCAGCUCUUUGGUUUUGUUAAAUAGCAUGAUCCACUUAGCAGGACUAUAUCUCUCAUAGCUGACUGAUGCAAUUUGAUGUAUGUUAACACUAUCAUUUUGUAAGAGUAUUUUAUUUUUGUGUGUCAUUAGUUCUAAUUAAACCGGCCUUUGUCUAACAAUGUUACGACCUUGUAUGAAGAUGUAUCCUUGUUUUGACUGUCAUAAACGAGAAGCUUUUUAAUCUGAAUUGUUGUUGGACCACUUGAUAGAGUAACGUGCUCUCAAACAGCUCCUCUGGAACAGCAGUUAUUUACAUCAGGGGCUCGUUGAUCAGAAUAAUGAAUGUCAAGUAGGGUUCGUUUUACACUUGAAUGGUCGAUGGCCCCGACCUCCCACUGAGUAUUCACGGCUUCCACCCUUAAGACGUCUGGUAGAUGGAUCCAGGGGGGGGCAGGGAAGCGGGUGGAUAAUGACACUGAGUGUGGAAAUGAUAUUAAACACAUUUUGUGGUUGUUUUGUUGAAGUGAAACUGCAGCGUACGACACAGAGUCUUUCUACACACUGUGACAAAGAGGACACAAGAGAAGCCGUCGUGAUUAUGUUGAUACUGGUUUGUGUUUUUAUGCCUGUAUUGAAAGUGGCUUGGAUUAAAUUUAAGAUAAGAGGAGUUUUACCUUCUGGAGAGAAACAGAAUCUUCACACAGAUCUAAUGUAAUAAAAAUAAAAGUAGAACUAUUACAAUA
Platichthys flesus (European flounder) is the source of this 5045-nucleotide messenger RNA. It is a transcript of the gene smurf2, whose product is annotated as SMAD specific E3 ubiquitin protein ligase 2. Gene Ontology annotation, biological process: ubiquitin-dependent protein catabolic process; negative regulation of BMP signaling pathway. The record is from RefSeq and is a predicted model, not a curated record. Gene Ontology annotation, molecular function: protein binding; ubiquitin protein ligase activity. NCBI's taxonomy places the organism in Eukaryota, Metazoa, Chordata, Actinopteri, Pleuronectiformes, Pleuronectidae.